Molecule: messenger RNA, 3567 nt
Organism: Symbiodinium sp. CCMP2592
Lineage: Eukaryota; Dinophyceae; Suessiales; Symbiodiniaceae
Source: the annotation of a GenBank genome assembly
AUGGUGCAGAAGAGCAGGAGGAGUGCCAAACUGUUCGUGAAAGAGCAGCAGCUUCCUUGGCCAGCACCUGCGACUGCUUUAAUUGCUUGCGUGCUUUUCCCUUGUGCCAUGGCGCUGCGGGCUUUGCAGGCAUGCAUCGCAACAGGGGCUCUGUCCAUUGGGCCUUUGCCCAUACCUCCGGUCACCUUUCCCUGGAUGGCAUGGCCUGUGCUCAUGAUGGGAGCCCUGUGGCAUCGGCACGUCAAUGGCGCCUGGUUCCCCUCCGUGGCGGUCACUGGGAGAGCUAUCGCCGCAGCCGCUGUGUUGGGCAUUCUCGAAGCUUGCGCUGCCGCCCUUGAUGUCUUCGUUCCUUCUGGUGGGAGCAACAGGCAAAGCGUGAUCUUGGCUCUGCUGCGCUGUGCUGACAUUCCAGUAGCAGCUGCUCUCAACGCGCUGAUGAGUGGAGACUCUCAAGCGCCUGUACUGUCCUCGUUGCCCAUAUCUCUGGGCCUGGCCUGUUCUUGGUUGCUUUGCGAGUGUUACGGGCGAAAGGAAGACACCUUCCGCUCACAUCCGGGCGAUGCAUUGCUCAUCACCGCCGCUGCUGUUGCAACAAUUUGCAGAGCCUUGCGAUGUGCCGGUGGUGCCUUUCUGUUGCGGCGAGUGGGAGUGGAUAAUUCUUGGGGUGGUCUCUUCUUUGUAGGUGGUUUUAGCGGGUUCUUUGGAUCUAUGCUUGUGCUGCCUCUAACCUUGGGCCAAUUGCCCUUAAAGUCGAUGGAUUGGGACACCAACGCUGUUUCUGCUGUUCAGCUUGACUUCAGCCUGGUUGCGGUUGCGGCACUUGGGCUUGGAGCAGUGGAGACGCUCUCGAGGCUGGCUGUACUUCGCCACUCUGACACAAUUACUGCUGCAUCCCUUGAUGCGGGAAUUUUGCCUUUGGCUGCUGUUAUGGCGCGAAGCUUGGGCAUGGCCCACGCCUCACCUGAUCGCUAUGUGCCAGCCGACUUUCUUGCACUUGCAACUCUUCUACUCAGUUCGUUUAUUCAGCUGCGCUCCUCCAGCCACCGCGACGGCGAAGCACUUAUCGGCAACAACAUGCUGCAGCAGCUGACCCACCUCCGCCUGAGCAUCCACCUCCGCCCGAGGAGGCUCCUCCAGCGGCCCCGCCCCAUGAGAUUCCUGCUCCUCCACCGGAGCCGGACUCUGCACCACCACCACCAGAGGCGCCGCCACCGCCUGGCAGCGAGUGUGAAGGCACUGCCUGCCAGGGCCAAGGCCGUGAAGCAGUUCCGCGGCGGCGCUCUUCUGAGGCUGCAAGAUGCCCUUGUACAACUCGUCAUCAAGUUCAAGGGCUGUAAUCCAUGGCUCCCCACGAAGAAGCUCCUCCACUGGAGCACUUUGAAGGCUGGAGCUCCAAAUAUCAUCAAGCUACCGAUCAUGGGUUUCUUAGAAUACAGGACAGGCAGACUACUGCCUGAGUAUAUCCUGGAGGUGCGAUGCUUAAGAGUCGAUGCACCGGAGUGGCGAUACGAGCUGGUUCACAGCUGGCCCAGUGGAAUCUCGAUUUUCGUCGGCGAUCGCAGAGUUCUUGUGAAGAAGCCGGACGAUGAGCAUUUCGAGGCCCCGGGACCAUUCAACCUCACGGACUUCGUUGCACGGCGUCCAAACGAGGUCAACCAUCCAAUGCAGGUGAAUGUUGCGAUAACGGCCAAGAAGACCGAAAUCUGGGCCAUAGGCUUUGUGCUUAGCCUGGGCGUGGCGAGGGAUGAUCAGGUCGCCGAGCAGGUCGUGCAACAGCAGCCGCCGCUAGAGGACCGAAUGAAGCUUGAUCUUGAGCGCGUUCGCAUAUGGGUCAGCGAGCAUCGUCCUGAUCGCGUGUCGAAGAAGGACACACUCCGCUGUGUUGAGCCACCCGUUCUGAAGUUGAUCUGCUGCACUAGCCUCCUACGAAUUGAGCAAGCUGCGCGCGGUUCGAGGUGUGAGCACCUGCAGUGCUUCGAUUUGAACUCGUACAUCCACACAAUGCGGAGCAUUCCGCCCAAACAUGCCUGGUGUUGCCCGAUUUGUGAUCAACCCGCACCAUUGCAUCAGCUUAGACUAGACGCCUUCGCACAGUCUAUAGUGGACAACACGGCAGCCAAUGUCACAGAGGUUCUGGUAGCUGACAAUGGAAAGUUUGAGGUCUCUGCGACAGAAGAGCUGCUGCAGGAUUCCUCAGACGAGGAGGCUCUCAAGGCGGAGCAGGCCGUUCAAGCAGCGGCCGCAGCCGGGCUGUCUCCGGUACCUCGUGCUGCUCCAGUCCUGCUGUCGCAGGCGGAGCUGCAGCAAGCCGCGUUGAAUUUGGGCCGUGCCUUCUCGGCUCCGAAGGCAACAGCUCCAGCAGCUCCAGCUCCAGAGGCCCAGCCGAAAGCGGAGCCAAAGGCCAAGGAGAGAGAACAAAACAGGAGCCGAAGUCCAAAGCGAGGUGGCCAGGAGUCGCCUCCAGAGGACAAGAUGAAGGCUUGGAAAGUGCUGCAAGGCCUCGAAAAGGCUCCAGAGAAGCCAAAGGCGAAGGAGCCACCUGCGGUGCCUCCAGAUGCAGAGCCCGAGAAGCCCGAGAAGCCGAAGGAAAAGGAGCAGAUCGGCUGGCUCCCCGAUGGUGCUACAUGCUCUUUGUGCUCCAAGACUGUUGUUGAGAAAGGCGGCGUGUACUGUGGUCGGAAGCGCUCUUCCGGAGAGCUUGCGGGCUGCUUCGAGGCGAUCUGCUGGAAGUGCAUGAACAAGCACAGGGACAAGAUUGGCAAGAUCAAGACCACCAAGUCUGAGUUUGGCUCGCUUGGGGCUGGAGCCUGGUGGAUGCACGAAAGGUGUAUGACACCAGAGGACAAGAAGGAUUAUUUCGGCGAGGAUGAAGAGGAUGAUGUCGAAGAUGUCAAGCCAAAGCGACCCAAGAAGAAAUUCAAGGAUGAGGACUCCGCAUGGCACCAAUGCUUCGCCUUGAAGGGCCUUGAUGCAGGCUUCUUUGCCCCCUCGUUCGAGGAGGAGGGAUACAAGACCAUCGGGGAUGUACGGUGCGAUGGCUGGGAGGUUGUGCAGGAGUUUGUCGAGGCGCUUUGCAUGCCUCGAGGAUCUGAUGAGCGUUUGAUGCAGCUGUGCUUUCAGGCAGAUGCAGAAAGCACAACUGAGACUGCUGGGAUGAACGAGAACGAGGCCGCGGCUGAAGUGAUACUUUCGGGCACCGCGAAUGCUGAAUGGCAAGAAGCUGUGAUGCCGCUAUACUCCAUGCAUAUGGGCUGCGAGAACAUGGGGCCUCUCCUUCACAGUUUGGCACGCUUCGUCAAGCCGCGCAGUUGUCUGGAAAUUGGAGCAGGCUACACGUCGGCCUUCCUGCUCCAGGCUUUGGAGGACAAUUGGCGGGAGAUGCAGUUCUGGGAGUCCUGGCGAACUUCACCAAAGACUUCCGGGAGGGGCGGGAGAAGUUGCAGAUUUGGAAGGCGGCGUUUUGCAUUGUGUCGACAACUUCGCCCACAAACACACCACCGCACCGGAGCUUCUCCGCGUUGCACAGCGUUUGGGGCUGCAGCGCCGCUUGAGGCUCCAUCUGGAUGA